GACACCAUCUCUUCUUCUUCUUCUUUCUUUUGUUUAUUCAGAAUCUGCGGUUUUCUUCUACCAAUAUAACACAAUGGAGUACGACCCAAAAACCCCGCAGUAUCUCACUUCCGAUCAGUCCAGCUUUGCCUCCGUCUCAGCUCGUGAGCGCUGGCCGGUCAUCCUGACAGGCGCCAUUGAUGACCUGCACCGCACCGUUAGCGAGACGACCGAUGAGGAGAAGCGUCGGGAAGGAAAGGAAAUCACCGAGAAGCUCGCAGCAUUCAAGUAUGAGCUACAGCAUAACAGACAAUUGACCCCCCUUCCCGACGACGGCCAACCCGAUAUCGCAGACUACAACAAGGAGCUUGAAGAACGAGGGAACCCGGCGUGGCACGAUGUCUCGUGGCUAUACUCAGAAUGCUACCUCUACAGACGGUUGAGCACCGUUUUCUCGCUCUCCAAACACUGGAAGGGCUAUGACGUGUUCGCCCGGCAGAAGCUCUCGACCUUCAAGUCAUCCCGUCCUGCUGUUCUCGAACUGGCGGCCCGAUACAAGGAGCUGGCCACGGAAGCCGAGAAGGGCGGCAACGAGGGCCGCAGCGCGGAGCAGAUCGAGCAGGCGGAGCGGGUGCUCUUCUCGGAGAUGUGCGAGAUCUGCCUGUGGGGCAACGCCACCGACCUGUCCCUCCUGACCUCGCUCACCUACGAGGACAUCCAGAAGCUGCAGGGCUCCAAGGCCCGCAAGGCCGCCGAGGAGAACAUCCUUGUCAACGACCUCGACGCCGCCUUCGACGUGCUGCAGCGGGCCCGGCGCGAGCGCAAGCACCACGAGCGGCGCGUCGACAUCGUCCUCGACAACUCCGGCUUCGAGCUGUUCGUCGACCUCAUCCUCGCCGGCUAUCUGCUCUCCGCGGGGCUGGCCACGACCGUCGUCCUCCACCCGAAGGUGAUCCCGUGGUUCGUAUCCGACGUCACCCCGCCGGACUUCAUGGCCCUCAUCAACGCCCUCGCCGACGCCCAGGGCUUCUUCACCGCCGCCGACGAGUCCGGCCGCACGCACGACCCGCUGUCCCAGAAGGAACUCUCCGAGGUGACUUUCUUGUUCGACCACUGGAGCCACCUCCACGCCGAGGGCAAGCUCAUCAUCCGCCCCCACGCUUUCUGGACCCUCCCCGGCGGAUACUGGCGUAUGCCGUACCUCGCCCCGGAUCUCUACGAGGAUCUCAAGCAGAGUGAACUCGUUCUCUUCAAGGGUGAUCUCAACUACCGCAAGUUGACCAAUGACUCCACCUGGGACCCAACCACCCCCUUCACCACCGCCAUUGGGCCCCUCGGCCGCCCCGACUCCGGCAUCCGCGUCAUGGCCUUCCGGACCUGCAAGGCCGACGUCGUGGUCGGUCUCCCUGCCGGCGUAGACGAGAAGCUCCGCGCUCUGCCUGACGGCGGCGGCGCCGAAGCUCGCAAAUGGGCCUGGAGCGGCAAGUGGGCUGUUGUGUCGUUUAGUGAUGGCAAGCAAGGCUCGAAGUAAACAUUCAGAUCAUCUUCUUGCGAUUUGUAGAUAAAUGCGAGGGAUGAAUGGAUAGAUUAAUAAAUUAGAUAGACGCUACAGUUUUUGGAAAGGUGGAUGACCGGACCGGUAUAUAACUCGCUUUGCCAACCCAACAUUGAAGAUGGAUGGGAGGAGUACUCUCGAGUUUAGUCAUGCAAGUUGAUAAGAUCCUAAUACGUGGAGAUUAUGUUGACAAUGGUUGUUGAUAUGUAAGUCAUCAACAGUGAGUGCUUGAUUGUUUGAUUCGGG
Molecule: messenger RNA, 1780 nt
Organism: Aspergillus brunneoviolaceus CBS 621.78
Lineage: Eukaryota; Fungi; Ascomycota; Eurotiomycetes; Eurotiales; Aspergillaceae
Product: damage-control phosphatase ARMT1 family protein
Exons: 6
Coding region: 74-1510 (478 amino acids)
Biological process (GO): DNA damage response
Cellular component (GO): cytoplasm; nucleus
Molecular function (GO): phosphatase activity
Source: RefSeq, a predicted model, not a curated record